AUGAGACUAAAUACCAAUAGAAGAUGGCUACUGCUACUAAUUGUACCUCAAACGAGACGACUCCAUACUCAAAUCAAAGCCAAUGCCAAUGCCAAUGCCAAAAGCAAAUUCAAACUUGAUCCACUUCGAAUUGCAUUCUUUGGCAGCGACCAUUUUAGCACCGAAAGUUUGCGUCAGAUAAAAAGUCUACAUGAUCAGGAUAGCUCCUUGAUUGACAACAUCAAACUAAUCACCAGACUGCUUAAACCAACGGGUAGGUAUAUGAAAUCAGUUAGCGAAUUGCCCGUUGGCGUAUUUGCAAAAGAAAACCAAAUUGAUAUUCUUCGAGCGGAUACGCAAGAAGAUAUAAUAAACUUUUUACAACUGAAUUCGUUCAAUUUAGUCAUUGCCGUGUCUUAUGGAAAACUUAUACCAGCAGAAUUUAUUGCAAAGUGCAAAUAUGGAGGGCUCAACGUACAUCCUUCCUUCUUGCCCAAGUAUUCAGGCUCGUCCCCCUUACAAUACGCGUUGCUCAAUGAUGACCAAGAGACUGGUGUCACGGUCCAAACUUUACAUCCUACAAAAUUCGAUCAUGGUAAUAUCGUUGCCAAAUCCCAUGCGGUACCGAUUCUUGAAAACGAUAAUUAUGAUAGUCUAGCUAAAAAGCUUGGAAGGAUUGGAGGCGAACUUUUGGUUUCAGUGAUCAAAGAUGCAUCGUUUGUAAACCCAAAGUCAAUCUUAGAAUUUGGAGAGCAAAAACGAACUCUUGCACCUAAAAUUUCCAAAAACGAAAGUCAAGUUCUUUGGUCCGAAAGCUCAUCGCGACAUAUCAAAAGACAGUUUGACGCGUUGGGUCCUCUUUUCACUUUUCUAAAUGUAAAGAUUAAAAGGAAAAAGCAAACUAUCGAGGAGAAACAGCGUGCUAUAUUGUACAAUGUCACAGAAUUGAAAAUGGAUCCUGCGGUUGUUGCUAAACAGCACAAUUUAACCAAACCUGGCGAUUUUACGCUUGUUAAAGAUGGUUUGUGUAUCAAAGCCAAUACCGGAUUUAUUUUGGCCAAGGGGAUCAAAAUGCAAGCAAGGGCAGAAAUGACCCCCGAAACAUUCAUAGGUUCGUAUCACAAAUAUGCAGGAAAUGUGCCUCAACAAUUCAUCAGCACUUUGGAAGAGAAUAAAUAA
Messenger RNA from Lodderomyces elongisporus, 1158 nucleotides. RefSeq names its product methionyl-tRNA formyltransferase (gene FMT1). The record is from RefSeq and is a predicted model, not a curated record. Lineage: Eukaryota; Fungi; Ascomycota; Pichiomycetes; Serinales; Debaryomycetaceae. Bases 1 to 1158 code for a protein of 385 amino acids. Gene Ontology annotation, cellular component: mitochondrion. Gene Ontology annotation, biological process: biosynthetic process; conversion of methionyl-tRNA to N-formyl-methionyl-tRNA. The transcript has a single exon. Gene Ontology annotation, molecular function: methionyl-tRNA formyltransferase activity.